CCAGCAGCGGACGAAAUUGCCGCCCGAGAGGCCAGGGCGGCGCAGGCCAAGGUGCUGGACCGCUUCUGGGGAGCCCUGAGACACGUUUUGGACAACGGGGGACCCAACUCCAGACUCCACGACGUGGCUCAGCUGGAAUACGCUGUCCCGGAUUCGUUGAUGCCCUUUGACCCGCAGGACCCGGAGGCUGCGAUGGCGGCGGCGACCCAAAUGUUUGACGGCGUGUCCAAUCUCAUCUACGACUGUCUGGAGUGGCGCAGGCAGCACCGGCACUACCUGGACAGCGCCAACUUCAUCCGUGUGCCUUCGGUGGUUUGGGGCCAGGACGCGCCGCCGCCUGCCGAGACUACAGCUUCUGUGUCCCCCCAUUCCAAGAAGUCGGGGCGGCCGCCUGCCCCGAAAAAGCCGCCCUCAUCCCUUACCACCGACGUGGACAUGAAUCACUACGCGGGCCUGUUGGAGCAGGUCCCAGCCGAGGCCUGCUCGGUGGCGCUCAUCUUGCACUGCAUGCUGGAGCAGGUGGCUGUGUCGAGCGAGCAGGCGCCCGACGACGGCGAGCCUCAGACGGCUCUCGACUUGGACCGUCACGCGCUGGGCCGAAUGCUGCACAAGGUCCUGCCUCAGGUCCACGCAGAGGACGAGAGGAGAGACUUGCUGUGUAGUUUGUUGAGCGCGGUGGAGCGAGAAGAGGACAAGCAGAUGCUUAAGGAAGAGUUUGGCGCCGAGGAGACGCCCAGGAGGCGCCAGCAGCAGCAGCAGCAGCAGCAGCAGCAGCAGCCUGUCAUCGUCCGCCACCACGACGAAAGGGCGCGCCGCUUCAUUGGCGUAACUGCCACUCCGAGUUUGGAUCCGGCCCAGGAGGAGGCGUCCGUGAUGAGGCGCUCGCCGGCGUGGCAGCUCAUCGACUCUGUGGCCCGGCGCCGUUGCGACGCCUCGUGUUGGAGGGUGGUCAAGCAACAGCUCCAGCGCCAGUGCACCGGAGAUGAGGUGUCGUGGCCCCAGGCGGAGCACUUCUUCCAGCGCAGCGUGCUGGAGAGCAUGCUGCUGAGCCAGGUGGAGGAGGACGGCGUCCUGGGAAAAGACUGCAGAGCUUUGGGAAUGGCGCAUCAGGCCAAGGAGCAGCCCGUCAUCCCCUGGGAUGACCCGCUGUCCUUUGCAAAGCACAAGUUUAGCAACCUGCGCAGGAAAUGUCCGCCGCCGCCCCUCAAACCUUUUUCCCUUUGCGCCGGCAGACGCGCUCACCCUCCCCUCCUUGUCUCUGCCGCCGCAGGCCCCACCUUUCUCCAGGAAGAGGAGGUGUUUCUUCUUCUUUCUUUCUUGCUUCUGUUUGUUCUUCUUGUCUUUUUUUUGAAUUGUGCCUGCCAAACGCAGCAGAUCAGCGAGCGGGAAAGCGCCGAGCGGGAAAGCGCCGAGCGGGAAAGCGCCGAGCGGGAAAGCGCCGAGCGGGAAAGCGCCGAGCGGGAAAGCGCCGAGCGGGAAAGCGCCGAGCGGGAAAGCGCCGAGCGGGAAAGCGCCGAGCGGGAAAGCGCCAAGCGGCUCGACCUGCGCGACAUUCAGAGCUGCCGGCGGAGGUGCCUCCGGGACUGGGACUACGUGGAACGCCACGAGGCGGGUGUCUUCCCGCAGGUCCUCCACUCAGCUGCCCAGCGGUAUCGCUGUGUGGACACGCACAGAGGAAGUCACAAUAACGUCCUCUACGUCUUCUGCCACAAUCCCAUGAGUCCCGAUCGCUUGUGCAAGGAGUUCUGGGACGUGGCCAUUCACACCGACGUCAAGUUCCGGACUUUCAAGGAGCACGUGGCAGACACCAUUGCAGACUGGCUUGAGAAGGAGGAGCUGAAGAAACAGUUGUCGGCGAGCGACCGCACAAGUUCUGCAGCGCAAGCUUCAGAAAGUUUGCCAGAGGAAGAUGACGAAUCCCGGGAGCAAUUUGUCACCGGAAGCUCACUCAAGGCGGCCAAGCUGGAGGAAGACAAGCUGAAGGAAGAGGAAGGCAAGAAAGGCAAGAAGCCGGCCAAGGCGGCCACGGGCAAGAAGCAGCAGCCGGCGGAGAACGCCAAGUCCACCGAGACCAAGAAGAGCGACAAAUCGGCGGUGGGCAAGAGCAAAGCCGCGGAGAGCAGCUCCACGGCCGCUGCCGCCGACGCGGCGCCGCCCAGCACAGCGGACGACAAAGAGGAGGCCGGCGGCAGCGGAUUCGCCGGCUUCCACAUGGACGGAAUGCUGGUCCACCUGUCAGGGUCUCUCCAGUACCUCUUCCCUGCGGCCGGGGGGCACGUUACCGUGGAGACCAUCAGCUACGUGGAGGGUUCCAGCAUGCUGAAAGUGGCCGUGAGCAAAGACGGCCACCGCUUGUACACGCACGUGGACCGAGCGCUUACGAGAAAUGGCGGCAAAGAGCAUCCGGUCAGGACGGCCGCGGCCACCAGGCGCUCCUUCUCGGCCUUGCUGGACAGCGGCGUCCGGCUGGCUUACACCUUUGAGGGACCGGCAAAGGACAAAGGCAAAGCCUCGGACGGGAGCCUCAAGGAACCGGAGGAAGAGUCGACGUCCAAGGGCGAUGGUGCCGAGCAGCCGCGUGACAGCCCGUCGUCGCGGACGUGCCCCCCCCCGAGGCCGCUGGCCGGCCUCAGCUUGUCCAUCCCCAGUGGCCUACUUGUGCAGUUCAUGCGCCAAGACGGGGAGCCGAGCGUGCUGGUGCGGCUGAGUUUUCACGCCACGGGUCGCCGCGGCCCCGCUCUGGCCAAGGAGGCGUCCCGCACCGUUACGGCCCAGGGAACCGUCAUCCGAUACAUGAGGGACGGCUCCAGCCAGGUGCUCUUUGCGGACGGCACGGUCAGCUCCAGCCUUGAUUCCGGCCCGGUGUGGGUACCCGAGGCGGAAGAAGACACGACGGAUGAGCAAAACCCCGAGAACCAGCCGGCGUCUCCUCCUCGAGGGUAUUGGGCAACGACCACGCCCUGCGGCACGCGCAUCUGCACCGUGGGUAGCACGCACGAGCAGAGUCCCGCCUGCGCUCUGUUGAGCUACGUGACCUCCGACCCGGUCACUCACGAGGUGAUGCUGAGCCGCGAAGAUCUGGUGGUGACGGUGAAGCGGCCGGACGGAUCGGUGAGCGUCGAUCACGCGGACGGAACCAGAAUCACCACCUUCUACCGGGACAGGCCUGGAAGCGCUGCUGAGGAGGGAGGGAGAGAGAAGGUGGUGGCGGUGGAGAACGAGGCCUGCGCCACCGUCUUGAUGUACCCCGAACGACACGUGGCCGAAAUCUGGUUGGCGGACGGCACCGUGGUCACCUCCGAUAACCAGGGAGCUUAUCAGGUGGUCCCGUCCAGCAUCGGACUCCUGCGCAUCCAAAGCGACGGCAAGUGCGUCUACUCCAGCGGAGCGCUCCGGGACGGCCGCCCCGCCUACAUCAUGAGUCCCACCGACAAAGUGGCCUGCGACGUCACAGACGUGGAUGGAAAUCACUUUCAGGUGUCGCAAGACGGCCAGGUGAGCGUGCGCUCUGUUGGCCCAGCCCCAAGGACGCUGCAAGAGGACGACGAAGACGAGGACAAAGAUGGGACGGGGGGGCCCCGAGACCACUCUCCCAGGCUGUUCCUGGUGCACGAGGACGGUUCCGGUUCGGAGCUCAUGAGUAGCCGAGCCGUGUCGGAGCUGCUGAAGCGGGCCCGCUCGGACCCCGCCGCGGCCGUGCUGAAGGACCCGCUGCCGGACUCGCCAGGUGAGUUUGGCAUCACCGUCCUGAAACCCGGCACGGAAAACGUGCGCUCCAAGUGGGUGCACGUCAAGCUGGACCCCAACGCCAUACAUCAGAGCCUUCGGAACCGCAGCGGGCGGGAUUGCGCCCCAUUUGAGACGACUCACAGUCCUCCGUUCGGGAGCACUGCAGGACAGGGGCCCGGCCUGAAAAAGCUCAGCGGCGGCGGCGUCCUCAGCUGCCCCAAAGUCCUGGAGAUAAGGGAAGUUCAGCAGCACAGGGCCUUCGGUCGACAGCUCCGAGACACGGUGGACACGUGGCUGAAGGAAUACAUCGAGAGUUUGAUGGAGAAGGCGAGCUGGUCGGCCGACGCGACGCUCAAGGAGCCUCGCGGCGAGGUGGAACGAGCCCACGCCGGGCUUCUGCUCAGUCAGUCCUUCGCAGAGGAGCCGGAGCACCGGGAACAAGCCAAAGGCGGCGCCGCCGGCGCACAGAGGAGUCCAGGGGACAUGGGCGUUCUGUACGGCCGGGCGGUGCACGCCGCACUCGAGCCGUCGGGCCGCGCGGAGGAUCCCGCCGUGCCGGCCGGCGCCGGCCGCACCCAGCUCCAGGUGUCAAAGUGGACGGACACGCUGGAGCAGUACAGACAGGAGCUGCUUGAAGUGAAGGCCCGUGUCGAUGCGCUGAGGAAGAGGAUCAUCGUGCCCUACUUUCAUCCCGAAAACGACUCCUUGCGCGAGGAAAGCGUUGACCUCCGUUCCCGUCCAAAUGGUUUGCCCGUACCACCCCUUGACUCUCUCAGGCCAAGUUUGAGCGUGCCCACCACCGAGUCGGACGAUACGGACGACGACGCCUUCCGGAGCGACAUCCUAGCCCAAGAGGCCCACGAUGACAACAAAGCGGCACAGCCCUUGGAGCCAGUGUGGCCUUUGGACCCGGCCUUGGAGCCGGCCUUGGAGCCGGCCUUGGAGCCGGCCUUGGAGCCGGCGCGGCGACCCUUGAAGCCGGCGCGGCCCUUGGAGCCUUCUUAUCCUGCCAGUCACGCGGCGGUGGCAGCGAGGAGCAGCAGGACGUUUGGCGCCGCACCCGCCACCGCACCAGCAGCAGCCGUCCGUCCCAGGUCGCUCCAGGUGAAUGUGAGCGGGCAGCCCAGGCGGAGCGGCGUCAGACUGCCGCCUUCCAUUGUCAGCUGCAAAGCCUGCAGCGUCCCCAACCAUCACUUCCGCCGCGUGGAGGAGCCGGUGCGGCGCAGGUGUCGCGCCGUUUCGCUGGCCGACCCCAAAGUCAUCAGCAGAGGCUUUGAGCUGCGGCCGUCCAGAGUUGACUUUGGCCCGCUGAGGGACGGCGCGUCCUCCGUGGUCACGGUGGUCAUGAAGAACGUGGGCGUCGACACCUGCAGGUUCCACGUCAAGCAGCCUCCGGUCUCCACGGGCCUCCGCGUCAAGUACCAGCCGGGACCCGUGCCGGCGGGUUUGCAAGUUGAACUGGACGUCGAGCUGUACGCCAUGUGCGAGGAGGCGCUCCAGCUGGACGGGAAUCCCACCAAGUACAUCUCCCAGGACAUCAUCAUCCCCACAGAGACCGACAUCUUCUACCUACCCGUCACGGCCAAUAUCCUUCAAAGGCAGGCGUCGCCGCGGUCUGGACCGAGGCAGCCUUGCGGAGAGAUCCUUGACGCACGUGGCGUAGCCGUUCUUCCUGAGGCCUUCUACGACAUCUGGUUGAGAGAGCGCUCCGGUUGCGACAGCGGGAUCCGCGCCGGGAGGCCCAGACAGGCCCGCAGCCUCCCGGCGUGCCAGCGCCUGGGCCAGAACCCGCCGCAACGCGGCUCUCUUGAGCGCCGCCGCCGCCGCUGCUGCCUUCUCAGGGCACCAUAAACGCACAGCUAGUCUUUGAAGAGCACGCCAACGCAGGCAGCAAGCCGAACGUCACCCAAGCGUGCACGCACAAUAAAGCAGCGGUCGUAGCUUCCAUUCCAUUC
Molecule: messenger RNA, 5684 nt
Organism: Syngnathus typhle (broad-nosed pipefish)
Lineage: Eukaryota; Metazoa; Chordata; Actinopteri; Syngnathiformes; Syngnathidae
Product: sperm-associated antigen 17-like
Exons: 39
Biological process (GO): axonemal central apparatus assembly; epithelial cilium movement involved in extracellular fluid movement
Cellular component (GO): axonemal central apparatus
Source: RefSeq, a predicted model, not a curated record